Thlaspi arvense is the source of this 537-nucleotide messenger RNA. NCBI's taxonomy places the organism in Eukaryota, Viridiplantae, Streptophyta, Magnoliopsida, Brassicales, Brassicaceae. The record is from the annotation of a GenBank genome assembly.
AUGGAGACAGGAACGAAAGUAACGGCGGUGACAGCGACGGUUACGGCGGCGACGAUGGGGAUUGGUACGAGGAAGAGAGAUCUGAAGCCGUACAAAGGGAUACGGAUGAGGAAAUGGGGGAAAUGGGUGGCGGAGAUUAGAGAACCGAACAAGCGUUCGAGGAUCUGGCUCGGUUCUUACUCGACGCCUGAAGCGGCGGCGAGAGCUUACGACACUGCUGUUUUCUACCUCCGUGGUCCUUCGGCGAGGCUUAAUUUCCCGGAGCUUUUGGCCGGACUCACGGUUUCAGGAAGAGGAGAAGGCGAAGAUAUGUCGGCGGCGUAUAUAAGGAGAAAAGCGGCGGAGGUCGGUGCUCAGGUAGACGCGCUUGGAGCGACGGUGGUUUUGAGAUCCGGCGAGAAUCUCGGUGAUUACGAGGAUAAGGAGAAUCGUAACGGAACUAAAACCGGUAACGGGUCAUUGGAACGGGUCGAUUUGAAUAAAUUACCCGACCCGGAGAAUUCGGAUGACGAUGACGAGUGGGUGAAGAGGAGAUAG